AUGUCAAAUUCUGACGAAGUGAACCCCCUGCUCGCCUCGCUUUCCCAUUUCGUGGAUCAUCCGGAUCAACUGGCAGAGCACACGAUGAGUUCCGUCGAAUGGGAGGCCGUCGAAGUGUUGAUGCCACGCAUGCUGAGAGGCAAAUCUAAAGAAGACGUGAAGCAGUUGUUGCUGGCCGAAAUUGACGGAAUGUCAAAGAAACGACUGCUGGCCGUGCUGACCGGAGAGAAUCUGGAAGAGUCGUCGAGUUCGGAAGAAGAGGAGGAGGAGGAGGAAGAAAAGAAAAUGGAAGAAGAAGCUGAGGAAACUGAAGCAGAACGAUCUGGAACGGAAGAAGUGGAGGAUGGGCCCGAGAGGGUUCCGGAAGAAUUGGAGGACGGCGAGCUCGAUGGAGAAAAGUCGAUGACACCGCCGGAUCCGAAGCCGAUGGAAAAGAGGAAGACGAAGAAGAACUAG
This is a messenger RNA of Caenorhabditis sp. 36 PRJEB53466, 456 nucleotides long. Lineage: Eukaryota; Metazoa; Nematoda; Chromadorea; Rhabditida; Rhabditidae. The record is from the annotation of a GenBank genome assembly.